UCUAUUGGACCACGUGACUGGAUAGUACACGUUAGGGCAGCCAUGGUUUUACCUAAUUCAUGUCCAACCCAAAAUGGGAAAGAGGUGGAAGGAUUGGAGAGGAUAGAACGAACAGCAAUGCAAUAGCCUGGGUAUUGUGUUUAAAUUGGGGGGAAAACUCGCUUUUCCAAUCCUCUCUGUAGGUUUUAUUGGUUGAAAACAAGAAGUUGCGAAGCCAAGCUCUUCUCCUCCUCAUCCAUCUCUCCUUUCUCAUCCUCAUCCAUCUCCCCUUCCUCCUCUCUCUUCUCCUCCUAUUUCUUCCCAGGUGGGCUUGAACCAAGACCUGGCCUGAUCCUGUUACCUGGCAACCAGUGAAGGGGCACCAAUCCUAGCCUCCUGAUUGGCUGUGACCGAAGCAGGCUGUAGAGGUGGUGAGGAGGGGGCAACCGAAAACAAACUACUUUGCUCACCCCCUUUUUUUGUUUCUUCUUUGUUUUGAAGGGGGGGGGAAGAGGAGCACUCGACAGGAGGAGGAGUGCUCUGUGGGCGCUCUAACUUCACAAAGGAGCAUGGGGCAGAGUGUUCCUGGAGGCAUAAAGACUAUUGACAUGAGGGACCCGGCAUUCAGGCCUCUGGAGCUGGCAGCUCUGGACCAUAACAAGCCCUCCAGGCUGGAUCUGCUGCUGGACAUGCCCCCUGCUGGACAGGAGGUCCAGAUGCAGCACUCGUGGAACAACAACGACCGAUCGCUCAACAUCUUCGUCAAGGACGACAACAAACUGGUCUUCCAUCGGCACCCCGUGGCUCAGAGCACGGAUGCCAUCCGGGCCUGUAUCGGCUACACCCGGGGGCUACACAUCUGGGAGAUCAGCUGGGCCAUGAGACAGCGGGGCACGCACGCCAUCGUCGGCGUGGCGACGGGAGACGCGCCGCUUCAUUCCGUAGGCUACACGACCCUGGUGGGUAAUAACCACGAGUCCUGGGGCUGGGACCUGGGACGGAAUAGACUUCACCACGAUGGAAAGAAUCAGCCCAGUAAGAUGUACCCUGCGUUCCUGGAGCCGGAUGAGACGUUUAUAGUCCCCGAUUCAUUCCUGGUAGUGUUGGACAUGGACGAGGGGACUCUGAGCUAUAUAGUGGACGGACAAUACUUAGGGGUGGCUUUCAGAGGACUCAAGGGGAGGAAGCUGUACCCUGUCGUCAGUGCUGUGUGGGGGCACUGUGAAAUACGAAUCCGCUACAUCAAUGGACUCGAUCCUGAGCCUCUCCCUCUGAUGGACCUGUGUCGGCGCUCCGUGAGGGUAGCUCUGGGCAGAGAACGACUGAGUGAGAUCCAUGGUCUGCCUCUACCAGCCUCUCUCAAGAAUUACCUGCUCUACCAAUGACCCCCUCAGCACAACAUAGAGAACAUCUCUUAGAUCCGUGGACUGCCCUGUCUGUUGCCUCAAUACAUACACAGAACAUGUGUCUCUCUCUCUCUCUCUCUCUCUCUCUCUCUCUCUCUCUCUCUCUCUCUCUCUCUCUCUCUCUCUCUCUCUCUCUCUCUCUCUCUCUCUCUCUCUCUCUCUCUCUCUCUCUCUCUCUCUCUCUCUCUCUCUCUCUCUCUCUCUCUCUCUCUCUCUCUCUGACUGCCCUGUCUGUUGCCUCAAUACAUACACAGAACAUGUCUCUCUCUCUCGCUCUGACUGCCCUGUGUGUUGUCUCAAUACAUACACAGAACAUGUCUCUCUCUCUCUCUGACUGCCCUGUGUGUUGUCUCAAUACAUACACAGAACAUGUCUCUCUCUCUCUGACUGCCCUGUCUGUUGUCUCAAUACAUACACAGAACAUGUCUCUCCCUCUCUCUCUCUCUGACUGCCCUGUCUGUUGUCUCAAUACAUACACAGAACAUGUCUCUCUCUCUCUCUCCUCUGACUGCCCUGUCUGUUGUCACAAUACAUACACAGAACAUGUCUCUCUCUCUCUCUCCUCUGACUGCCCUGUCUGUUGUCACAAUACAUACACAGAACAUGUCUCUCUCUCUCUCUCUCUCUUCUGACUGCCCUGUCUGUUGUCUCAAUACAUACACAGAACAUGUCUCUCCCUCUCUCUGUCUGUCUCUGGGAUUUUCCCCCUCAGAAGUGUAGCUCAACCAGUUCAACAACUCAACACAUCACUCCAGCCUCUCGGUUCGAGCUCUGACUCAUCCUUCCCAGCCCUCAGGGUUGGUUUGUACCAAUCACACCACAGAGUGAGAAGAACAUCAUUGUGUGAUGCCUGGAGUGUUCCGGAAGCCGUAGAGACCGUGGUUGGUAAUGGGUCAAGUCUUUUUUUUUUUUUUUUUUUUCGUUCUAUAAUCCUGUUUAUGAUGGUUUACUUCAAUCAUAUACUGAGAUAUCCACGUCGAUGACAGGCAUGACAUGCAGAGGGCUUUAUGCGUAUCUUUGCUGGUCCUGAGGGCUUUGAGAUGAUGACUGCCAUAGUGGUACUACAAUAUGUCUUGUCUGUCUGUGUGUCGAAGUGCAACGAGUUUAAUUGGUGCCGUCAGUCUGUUGUGACCGCAACACCUCCUUAAUAGUGAUUUUUGACUUUCUCUCCUUUUCCGUUUUGUCAUCUUAAAUGAAAAUUCAAUCAAGUGAUUGAUUGCUGUCUGACAUAUCCAUGGACUCUUCAGUUUGGUGGAGGGCCGUUGUGUGGUAUAACAGAUGGCUUUGUUGCAUGUUGAAAACUAUUUGUCAACAUUUUCCAAGCACAAGGUGGUGCCAUUUCUCAUCUUUACUUGUUCCUCCUCUUUUAGUGGUCCAUCAGGAAAUGGUUUUAAUCCUUUUUAUAUACUUGAGAGCUUUUAUGAGAUUUCCUUGGAAGGUUUUUUAAUAAAGUUAGUUAGUGCUCACCUUCCUCACACUCUCCAGUAGAUGAUGGUUGAUCUCAGCCCAGACUGCGUGUGCCUGGUGAUGGCCAUGCACUGACCCACCUACCAUAUCAUUGUGGUGUGUGAUAUAUACCACACAACACUGACCACCUGUUACUAAGGUGGUGAUACAACUCCAUUACUCCUGGAAACACCAACACCGCAGUUUGUCCUUCAAGGUGACCGUACACCUACCCCCAACCUUUUAAAGGGACAGUUCACCCAAAUUACCCCCCCCCCCCCAUGAUAGUAUAAGCUGUCUGGACAAGGACGGAGUACAAUCCCCAAGCUUUGGGUUCGUUUACCUAGAAUCCCGUUAUCCAUAGACCUGCUUUCGGGGUAAAAAAAAUAAAUAAAAAAGUAUAUUUUUAUUUGGGUGAACUCUGCUCUGCUGCGCUAUCAGGUUUUCUCCCUGCAAUAUUUGAAGCACCUGUUAAAUGUACCGAUGUCCCCAACAUAUUUUUAUUGAAGAGCUUUAUAUAUAUAUAUGUGAAUGAUGACAUCGCUGUGAGAAUUUCUAACAUGUACUAGCAGACUGUUUUGUCAUUGGUCGCCAAGCCAUUCACUGUACAAUGUCCGUGACCAUAGUCUUCUCUCUGCUUCGGACCCAUGGACUCUUUCGUGUGUGUCAAGGACUUGUUUGGGUAUAAGGGAUAGUUAGGUCAUUCUGAAAUGUGUGGGGAUGUCAUUGGAAGGUGUGGGGUCUUUUUUAAAUUUUUUAAAACUAUUGUUUUGUUUAGUUGGAAAGCAUAUGUUUAAACGGUACUCUGUUUCCUGGAUAGUGGUCUACCUUCUUUUUAAAUGGGCGGAUGUAGUUGGCGUUGUGCUGGGCAUUGACUGCGUUGAUCGGUUUUUUUUUUUUUCCUGUUUUUUUUUUCUAGUUUGCUCAUUUUAAUUUUCUUUAUGUAGUAAUAACUUCAAUAAUAAAAGUUUAUUUCGAAUUAUA
Molecule: messenger RNA, 3815 nt
Organism: Oncorhynchus nerka (sockeye salmon)
Lineage: Eukaryota; Metazoa; Chordata; Actinopteri; Salmoniformes; Salmonidae
Product: SPRY domain-containing SOCS box protein 1-like
Exons: 3
Coding region: 549-1364 (271 amino acids)
Biological process (GO): proteasome-mediated ubiquitin-dependent protein catabolic process
Cellular component (GO): SCF ubiquitin ligase complex
Molecular function (GO): protein binding
Source: RefSeq, a predicted model, not a curated record